Messenger RNA from Candidozyma auris, 660 nucleotides. RefSeq lists its product as uncharacterized. Lineage: Eukaryota; Fungi; Ascomycota; Pichiomycetes; Serinales; Metschnikowiaceae. Gene Ontology annotation, molecular function: calcium ion binding. The coding region runs from base 1 to 660 and encodes 219 amino acids. The transcript has a single exon. The record is from RefSeq and is a predicted model, not a curated record. Gene Ontology annotation, cellular component: extracellular exosome; endoplasmic reticulum-Golgi intermediate compartment.
AUGCUUCUAUCGCUUUUUGUUGCCUUGGGCGUUGCAUUAGCACAUGGAUCACAUGGUGGCUCCCAAAAUAUCCCUAUACGGCCCGCAGGUGUCUCGUGGCAGGAAUGGCACAUGAAAGAGGAGCACCAGAUGGACAGUUUCGACGCUGUCAGCUUCUUCAAGAUGCACGAUCUUGAAAACAAAGGCUAUUGGACCCUCGAGGACGUCCUCUACGUCUACGGGUUGACACGUGAGGAAGUUGUUGGCGAUGGCAGUGGGAUGGGAGAACAUGCUGCAGAGGAGAAGGUCUCGCAAGAGGCCAAGUCCCAGGUCGGCAGCAUUGUCAUGAAUCUUUUGGACAGCAAUGGCGACGGAACCAUUACUUUGGAGGAGUGGAAGCGGUUCAUCGACAGGAAAGAGGAAUUGCCCGAUUUCGGCUACGGGCCUGGCCACCACAUGGAUUUCGAAAGUGAGUACGAGAACCACCACUGGAAUAAGUACCACAAGGAUCAAGAUCCAGACGUGCACGUGAAGCACAAGGAAGAUAUUGAGCACGAGCUCUUGCACCACGCACACGAGAUCGAGGGCACCCACGGGGAUCAGCCUGACAUUAGGCAGAUAGCAAAGGACUACGCCAGUCCCAUCAAGAUCCACAAUGUCCCACAGAAGUACUUGGCGUGA